Molecule: messenger RNA, 2001 nt
Organism: Homalodisca vitripennis (glassy-winged sharpshooter)
Lineage: Eukaryota; Metazoa; Arthropoda; Insecta; Hemiptera; Cicadellidae
Product: mini-chromosome maintenance complex-binding protein-like
Exons: 13
Coding region: 1-1986 (661 amino acids)
Biological process (GO): DNA-templated DNA replication
Molecular function (GO): chromatin binding
Source: RefSeq, a predicted model, not a curated record
AUGGUUAAUAAAUUGCUGUUAUUGCAGGUACCAUUAAUAAAUACUACUCCACAUCAUCUGCUGAAAGAUGGCCAACUGGUUCGUUUCCGGGGAAUGAUACAGGACAUGUACAAUCCAGUUUAUUAUCUGGCCACUUAUGAAGUAUUGGAUACUACAACUAACCAGAAAAUUGUGAGAUCAGGGAAAUACAAGGAUUCUUUGCAGUGUGCUGAGCAUGAAAAAGUCCUGUUUGAAUCCGACCUGACAGUGAACCAGGAGAGAAGGCCAGUUUAUUGCAUAUCUGUCCCUGCUGUCAACGAUUGGGCUCUAAACGGGGAAGAUGCGCGAUCCUACUGUACACACACCAUGAACCUGCCACGUAUCUGGCUGCCAUGGUGUGGGAUCGGACGUCGAAAAAAAAGAAACAGAAAUUUCAUAAUACUUUUAUUUACUGAGUGUUUUUUUUAUUUUUAUUAUUGUUCAAUUGUUGAUGGGCAACAUUGUCGAGUCGUCUCUCAGAAAUAUUGCCUUAACUUGUUACUUCAGUGCAAAAAGACUGAUCCCAGGCCUGACCAAAUACAAGGUCCACGUUGUGCUGCUGGCGGCGUCAAAAGAAAUGUCGAAGACACCAAUGACACUCCCGAUGAAAGUCCAAAGGUUGGCAGCAAUGAAGAGCAAUCUAAGAGGCUAUGUUCUUCCAGAAGUGAAACUGCAGUAGUUGGCGGAACUGGAAUGGCAAUGGAUACCAGCAGUGUUGAGCAAACAAUGGAUUUGAACUUGCCGAUUCCAGACAGCCAGGCCGAAGCCUGUUUGAUCAAUUUCUAUGACGUGGAGGAAGGCCAGCUGCAGAUCAACGCUGUGAUAGAAGUGGCGGGAUUUCUCAGCUACGACGUAGCUCUGGUCACCUCGGCGGUGGAUGGGUUAGAUGAGCCUCUCCCUCCUCCCUCCCUGGUGCCUAGGCUGCAUGCCGUGGCACAGAGACCUGUACACUUCAGUAACCCUUUGUUAACAUCACAGAUUACAGUGGGUACGUAUAUGAAAGUUAAGAUUUCCCUGGUAGCUGAAAAACUGCAACCAAUUUGUCCAGAUGAAGUGGUUGCGAAUGUGCCCAGACUGAGGGAUGAGCUGAAGCUGGUUUUGACGCAGUUGCUGCUGGGAGACGCUCUUGCCGCAGACUACCUUAUCUGUCAUCUCAUAUCUCGCAUAUAUCUGCGGCAGGACAUGCUUGUGCUGGGCAAAUUCUCGCUGAACCUGUCCAACAUUCCUGAUCGUAGAACUGCAGCUGAUUACACCUUUCGGCUCUACCAGUUGCUAUAUCUGCGGCAGGACAUGCUUGUGCUGGGCAAAUUCUCGCUGAACCUGUCCAACAUUCCUGAUCGUAGCACUGCAGCUGAUUACACGUCUCGGCUCUACCAGUUGCUCUGUCCAACAUUCCUGAUCGUAGCACUGCAGCUGAUUACACAUCUCGGCUCUACCAGUUGCUGUAGACUCUGUUGUUCAGUCUGGAACUAUCGUUGUUAUGUUUGCAGAUAUCUGCGGCAGGACAUGCUUGUGCUGGGCAAAUUCUCGCUGAACCUGUCCAACAUUCCUGAUCGUAGCACUGCAGCUGAUUACACGUCUCGGCUCUACCAGCUGCUACAGACUUUGCUAUCAAAGAGCCACUAUCUGCCCAUUACUUUGGACAAUAUGAACAACAUCAACAUGAUUCCCAAGAAGAAUUAUGAGACCAACAGACUGGAGAGUGGAUUGCUGCAGCUAAGUGACAAGACACAUCUGGUGAUAGACGAGACUAUGCUGGAGCCUGGACAACUCAACGAUAGAGGAGUCCGGAACUGCCGAGCUCUCGGUUCCGUCAUAAGUAACCAAAGGUUAGAGUACGACUUUCAGUUUUACCCUGUAGAGUUCAACACCGACAUACCUGUACUCAUUCUCUCCGAGGGGAAAUCUAUGUUACCGGUGAGUUACUCACUUUGUAUUGAUACAUUAUUGGCCAUUUAUUGUUACUAAAAAUAGUAAACCAAA